Molecule: messenger RNA, 4527 nt
Organism: Oncorhynchus keta (chum salmon)
Lineage: Eukaryota; Metazoa; Chordata; Actinopteri; Salmoniformes; Salmonidae
Product: UPF0450 protein C17orf58-like
Exons: 5
Coding region: 90-1253 (387 amino acids)
Molecular function (GO): protein binding
Source: RefSeq, a predicted model, not a curated record
CCUCCCAUUCCAGGCUCGAGGCAUAUAAACCUCAGGAAUUCAGAGACACUCCAGCAGACUUCGAAGUUGGUCCAAUAGUACUUUUCAGGAUGACAGUGAUUAUUCUACUCCUGUUGGUACUUGCGUUUAGUUUUUCUGACGCCGAGGACAAUGAGCUGUUCUCCGUGAUAAGCACCCCCCCUGAGAAGGGCCAGAGUGUUUUACCCGACCCUGGCCAGAACCAGAGCACAAGGCUAGGGGCCAAAGACCCCUCUCUCACCAUCAACGAGCCCCUGGAAAAGAGCAGCAAAGCUGGGGACCCCAAGUACGCCCUCCACCCCCUUCCCUCUGGGGUCUGGCCCAAGCACAGUGACCCUCGCCCCGGCCCCCACAACAAGAGCAAGAAGGGCCCUAAAAAUGACCGCCUGAUCGAGCACAACAGCGAGAAGAACCGCGGCGAGGCCAGUCUAGCACUUCCCAAAACACCACUUACCGCUGCUACCAACCGCACACAAAAAGUAAACGUGGACCCUUACCGAGACCCCCACACUUACUUCAACAACCCCCCGCAGAUUGACCCGGACAGUCACCCCAACUCCAGACCCAGGGGCCACCCCCACAUUCACCCAGCCACCUCCCCUCGCAGGGACCCCCCAACCAGAAAGCUGGACCCGGAGGAGAAUCGCCCUGGAGGGAAGUCCAGUCUGUACCAGUCUGGCGGCGCCAACCGGAAUAACAGCCGCUCAUCUGUGCUCCUCAACCGUCGCUCCUCCAGCCUGCUCUACCACUUCGACAUCCUGAAACGAGAGUCUGACUUCACUCACGAGGCCGUCUGCAUGAGUGAGUGCAGGAAGGAGAAGGAGGAGAGAGACCACUACUGCUACAGUGAAUUUGCCGUCAAUGGGAUCGUUCAUGACAUAGACAUGGUGCGUAAGGGGAUUAGACUCAUCACACUGAUGGUGAGCAGCGAUGGCUUCUACAAGAUGAGCCGUCUCUACGUCACUCCAGACAGCUUCUUUCUCAAAGUGCGUCUCCUAGUCCUGGACACCUACAAAUGUAGCAAGCCUUGUCCUGACAUCAAACUAGGUAGCCGGUACAUUGUAAUGGGCCAGAUCUACCACCGGAGGCGCCACCUUCCCAAUGACCUUCUGGCCCUGCUGGGGGGCAAACUGAAGCCAGGCGACGGCCUCCUGCGCAGCAACAACUACGUCAAGCGCUUCAACAAGAGGAGACACCAGAAAGCCCUGGAGGCUACCCGCUCCAAGUGUAGGUGAAACCAAAACACACUAUCGCCCCCUGCAGCGGUGGAAAAGACAUUGCAGCCGUCAACAUGAAGUGACUGUGACCUAUAACCCUACAGCAUUUCAGCCGCGACGUAGAUGGACGAGGCCAAGGUGUUGUUGUUUUUUUACGGCAUGGACCUCCUGCACUUGUUUGUGUCAUAAUCCAGGUUGAGUGGUAAUGUUUUUGCUUGUCUGUCUGUACAGUCUUUGCCGUGUAGCUUUGGGUCCUCUUUGAUAGAAGACACAAGUGGAGUCUAUAUCAAAGGUUCUCGUCUUCAAACCUCUGUUUGAAGUGUUGCCCCAUUUCCUCACACUGUUGCUCUCUGUUAUUGUGCAUGAGCAUUUAGUUGGAUAGAGGGCACACUUAACAAAGGUAAAAGAUGAGCUCUCUAGUAUAUCUCUUUGUUCAUAAGUCUUCUAUACUCAUUUAUUAAGAUGUCGUAGUACUUCAAAUGAUAAUUUGUUUCAUGUCUGGUACAUGAAUCGGUCAGAUCAGUGCAUCCCUCUUAUUGGUUUCUUUUACGAUUUCAAUAUUCUGCCAGCGAACCCAGAGUUCUGUUUCAAUGGAAUAAUUUAGGUAGACAUUUUCAUUGGCUAAUUCGAUGUAACACAACUUUUCAUCAGAAUGUUUUGGUUGUCCCGUGUCCACAUUUGAAGAUGUUGUCCGAGCAUGUGAAAGAAGCCCAUAAUUGCCCUGAGGGAGGAAGACUGCCAACUCCAGCUCCACUAUUCAUGCGAACACACACAUCUCUCCAAUUGGCUUGUUCCAGGUUAUCCCAAUCAUCCAUGAGAAAGACUAUCUGUUCAGAUCUAGUUGCACACGGGUGCUUCUCCAAUGGCAAGAGUCCAAUUACAUUUCGCCUUUCGAACUUGGUAGGAAACUCUAAAGGACUUCCUAUUGACUGAAUGUACAAUAUCAGCAAUCUCCUAUUUAUGCCUGUAAGAAAAGCGGUCGCAUCUUCACACUGUUUUGUUCCUGUCAUUUGAUUGCAGGAAAUGCACUUUUACUGUAUGUGAAAGAGAAGAGGGGGGUGGGAUGUAAGACUGGAAAAGCAGCAUCAACAACAACAAACCCCAGAGGAGGGAUAAGUUGAGAAAAGAGACCAAACUUAACCUAGUUUUCUAAUGUUAAAGAAGUGUACACGUUGAAACAUCCGACGGCGAAGACAGACUUCAUAAGGGAACCUGGUGGUAUUAGUGGGUGUUUUUGUAAAUCUCAUCGCGGGAAUCUGAUCCCCCCCCAGGGCACCUGGACACACGGAUUCAGAAAAGUGCGACUCUCCUUGCCGGCUCUCUUUGGAGAUGGUGAGGUGAAAGCUAAUGCCACCUUUGACCCUUAUUUACUCAUGCACACACACACCCACAACCGAUGCGGAAAAAGUUCAAAGGAGACAUUUGAGAGUGGCCAAGGGAAGGUGAGAUGGAGGAGAGAGGGAGGAGGAGGGAAGGAGAGAAGGGGAGAAGGAGAGGAGGAGGGAAGGAGAGAAGGAGAGGAGGAGGGAAGGAGAGAAGGAGGGAAGGAGAGAAGGAGGGAAGGAGGGAGGAAGGAGGAGAGAGGGAGGAGGAGGGAAGGAGAGAGGGAAGGAGGGAGGAAGGAGAGAAGGAGAAGGAGAGAAGAAGGCAAAAAAGAAAGAAGAGAAAGAAGGUUGUAAGUGCCUUCAGAAAGUAUUCACACCCCUUGACUUUUUCCUCACUUUGUUGUGUUACAAAGUGGGAUUAAAAUGGAUUUAAUUGUCAUUUUUGGUCAACGAUCAACACAAAAUACUCUGUAAUGUGGAAAAAAAUGUGAAUAUUUAUUACAAAGUUAUGAAAAAUAAAAUACUAAUAUAUCUUGAUUAGCUAAGUAUUCACCGCCCCAUAGACAAUACAUGUUAGAAACACAUUUGGAAGAGGUUACAGCUGUGAGUCUGUAGGUGAGUCUCUAAGAGCUUUACACACCUGGAUUGUACAAUAUUUGCCCAUUAUUCUUGGUAACAUUCUUCAAGCUCUGUCAAGUUGGUUGCUGAUCAUUGUUAGAAAGCCAUUUUCAAGUCUUGCCAUAGAUUUUCAAUCCGAUUUAAGUCAAAACUGUAACUAGGCCCCUCAGGAAUAUUCAAUGUCGUCUUGGUAAGCAACUCCAGUGUAUAUCUGGCCAUGUGUUUUAGGUUAUUGUCCUGCUGAAUGGUGAAUGUGUCUCCCAGUGUCUGUUGGAAAGUAGACUGUACCAGGUUUUCCUCUAGGAUUUUGCCUGUGCUUAGCUGUACUCUGUUUAUUUUUGUCCUAAAAAACUCCAGAGUCCUUGCUGAUGACAAACAUACCCAUACAAUGAUGCAGCCACCAUAAAGUUGUUGAUCUAUCCUCAGUUUUCUCAUAUCACAACAAUUAAACUCUGUAACUGUUUUAAAGUCACCAUUGGCCUCAUGGUAAAAUCCCUGAGCAGUUUUCUUCCUCUCUUGCAACUGAGUUAGGAAGGACACCUGCAUCUUUGUAGUGACUGGGUGUAUUGAUGCAUCAUCCAAAACCUAAUGAAUAACUUCACCAUGCUCAAAGGGAUAUUAAACAUCUGCUUUAUUUUGUAUUAUUUUUUACACAUCUACCAAUCAGUGGCCUUCUUUGAGAGACAUUGGAAAACCUCCCUGGUUUUUGUGGUUUAAUCUGUGCUUGAAAUUCACUACUCAAUUGAGGUACCUUACAGAUAUGUGGGGUACAGAGGUUGGGUAGUCAUUAAAAAAUAAUGUUAACCACUAUUAUUGAACACUGAAUGAGUCCAUGCAAUUUAUGUGAUUUGUAAAACACAUUUUUAUUCCUGAACUUAUUUAUGCUUGUCAUAACAAAGGGGUUGAAUACUUAUUGACUCAAGACAUUUCAGCUUUUCAUCUUUUAUGAUUUUUUUUUUCUACAAACAAAAUUCCACUUUUACAUUAUGGGGUAUUGUGUGUAGAUCAGUGACACAAAAUCUUAAUUUGAUCCAUUUUAAAUUCAGGCUGUAACACAACAAAAUGUGGAAAAAGUCAAGGGAUGUGAAUAUUUUCUGAAGGCACUGUAUGUACAUACAUCAAGAAAGAGAGAGACCCUGGGAGAGAAAGAGAGAUCCUGGGCUCUCCAUUCCUGAGGGAAAACAUUGACUGGAUGAUAAGAUAGACAUCCAGGCCACAGACCUUUGGUCUGGCCUGUCAUCUUUGACUAUGAUCAUACUUAAAAUGAGAGAAAAGCCAAAGGUUUGCACUGCGCAUAUCUCAUCUCAUACUACAUGGAACUAAUAAAGAUGUAUUUGUUUUUUUACUGA